AUGAACACUGUACCGAACUUCGAGAUUGUCUCUCAGUCACUUUCGUCGAACAUUACACCGAGUCAUUUUACAAAUCAAUCAUCGACCGCCGCGAAUGUUGAACCAUCCAGGGAAGCCAAGGACGCCUCGUCUCUUUCUGACAUCGAACGGAUCACACGCCUCGCCCUGCUCGUAAACCUCACCCUAGCUAUAGCGAAUGCACUUGGAGGAUACCUGCUUGGCUCUCAAGCCCUCAUCGGCGACGCAGUCCACGCCCUCGCAGACCUGGCAGCCGAUCUGGUUGCUAUGAUCACAGCGAGCUACUCUACAAUCCCCAGACUGGAGAAGAGUGAAGCAAUUGGUGGACUCGCUGUGUCUGGAAUCGUCAUGUCCAGUGGCAUUGCCCUUGCCGUGCGAUCGCUGCUCUACACAUGUCGACAUUUCGAGCUAGAUGUCCUCGCUAGCUAUGUCAACUACCUCAUGAUCUUCAGUCAUGAUGCCCAUGGUAUGGCAGAUACUGGAUCGAACUUCGAAGUCAUUCUGUUGCCUCUGGUCAGCAUCAUGAUCAAAGAAUGGCUCUUCAGAGCUACUAUGGAGGUGGCUAAGAGGAACGAGAGUAUCAUGUUGGAGAGUCAUGCUUUACAUCAACGACUCGACGCAUUCACGGCGGUUGUUGCGCUUGUAGUCAACUCUGCAAGUUAUCUGGAUCCUCGUCUUGUCUGGCUAGAUGGCUUUGGCGGCCUCGCUAUUGGGAUUGCGAUCUUCAAGGCUGGUUGCGCGAAUGCUGUUGCUGCUUCGACGCAACUGCUUAGAUAG
This is a messenger RNA of Zasmidium cellare ATCC 36951, 795 nucleotides long. RefSeq lists its product as uncharacterized. Gene Ontology annotation, biological process: transmembrane transport; monoatomic cation transport. Gene Ontology annotation, molecular function: monoatomic cation transmembrane transporter activity. The record is from RefSeq and is a predicted model, not a curated record. Lineage: Eukaryota; Fungi; Ascomycota; Dothideomycetes; Mycosphaerellales; Mycosphaerellaceae. The coding region runs from base 1 to 795 and encodes 264 amino acids. Gene Ontology annotation, cellular component: membrane. The transcript has 2 exons.